AUGAGUGUUGAGCAAGCUGCAAAACCGUCAUUCGACAUCUCAGUGGGCGAUCCUCACAAAGUAGGCGACCUUACAAGCAGUCAUAUUGUCUAUCAAGUUAGGACAAGGACCACUUCCAAGGCCUACAAGCAACCCGAGUUUGCUGUCUCUCGAAGAUAUCGCGACUUCCUGUGGCUCUACAACUCGUUGCACAGUAAUAAUCCUGGUGUGGUUAUACCACCUCCACCAGAAAAGCAAGCUGUCGGUCGCUUUGAUACCGAGUUCGUAGAGUCUCGAAGGCAAGCUCUUGAACGGAUGCUAAACAAGAUUGCGGCUCAUCCUAUCCUACAUCACGAUGCCGACCUCAAGAUCUUCCUCGAAAGUGAAGCUUUCAACGUUGAUAUCAAGAACAAGGAGAACAGAGACCCUCUACUCGACCAGAGCAAUAAGGGCAUGUUAAGUGCAAUUGGCAUCAAUGUCGGAGGCUCGAGCGGCAAGUUCGUUGAGCAUGACGAUUGGUUUCACGACAGAAGGAUAUACCUUGAUGCUCUAGAAAAUCAAUUGAAGGCACUUGAGAAAGCACUAGAUACUGUCAUCAUUCAAAGAAAAGGUCUUGCUGAGGCUGCUGGUGAAUUUGCAGUCUCGCUUGGGUCUUUGGCACAGGUCGAGCUCAGCCCAAUGUUUUCAGGUCCGCUUCAAGGUCUCUCGGAUGUGCAAGUUCGCAUAAAAGAGCUGUAUCAACGCCAGGCUCAAACAGACGUCCUUACUCUGGGUAUUACCAUCGACGAAUACGUCAGACUGAUCGGAAGUGUGAAGACAGCUUUUGGUCAACGGCAAAAAGCUUAUCACUCCUGGCAUGCUGCUGAAAGUGAACUGCAGAAAAGAAGGAGUGCACACGACAAACUGUUGCGCCAGGGUCGCAGCCAACAAGACAAACUGAACGAAGUCAGCGCUAGUGUUAGUGAUGCUGAGAAACGGGCCCAUCAAGCGCGUCUCUUGUUUGAGGAUAUGGGUCGUCUCAUGCGCAAUGAGCUCGAACGCUUCGAAAGAGAGAAAGUUGAAGAUUUCAAAAGUGGCGUUGAAACGUUUCUAGAAGGUGCUGUUGAGGCGCAGAAAGAAUUGAUCGAAAUAUGGGAGACAUUUUUGCUGCAAAUGGAUGCUGAAGACGAAGAUUCCGUGGGCAAGGGUUUACCUGUUGGCCAAGAACAAUCGACCGCAGUUUCGUCUGCCAGUCAAGAACCUCAAACGGACUCCCACCCAACUGAAGGCGAGCCUCAACAACGAUCGGCAGAUCUAACUGCAGCCACAGCUACAGAUCUUGCCUUGAAGCAGGACGCUUAG
This is a messenger RNA of Lithohypha guttulata, 1320 nucleotides long. It is a transcript of the gene vps5, whose product is annotated as Vacuolar protein sorting-associated protein vps5. The transcript is spliced from 3 exons. Lineage: Eukaryota; Fungi; Ascomycota; Eurotiomycetes; Chaetothyriales; Trichomeriaceae. Gene Ontology annotation, cellular component: endosome. The coding region runs from base 1 to 1320 and encodes 439 amino acids. Gene Ontology annotation, molecular function: phosphatidylinositol binding. The record is from RefSeq and is a predicted model, not a curated record. Gene Ontology annotation, biological process: retrograde transport, endosome to Golgi; protein retention in Golgi apparatus.